AUGACUCGCCCGCCCGGCGCGAGCUUCGCGCAGUUCUUCCCAACCGCCCCCAAGGUUAAGGCUCAGGCUCAGAGCCGUGCAGAUCGCGACCGAGACCGCGACCGCCCCAAGCCAGCUUCCCUCAACGGGGGAUCCGACUCUCUCCCAGACACCGCCGCCGCGUCGGAUCUCGACGUGAAUGGUUUUGCCCAGUCCGUCCCUGGCCACUGCGGUCCUCUGGCGGAUGCCCCUCCCGCUCAUAUCGACGACAACGACUCUCCCCUCGCAGACAUCCCCAGCACUGUCGAUUCCGCCAGCUCCUACGGCAGCGCGGCCUCGUCCAUCUUCAGUUCUUCUGCCCGACACGCUGCCACCGCGGCAUCAUCUCGCCUCCCCACCUCGAGCCUCACCCCCCUCGCUUCCAAAGACUCGCCCUCCCGCACACCCACUUCAGCACCCACCAAGCCAGACAUGUCUGCCUCCCUAUCCGCCGAUCGGGCCGCGAGACAACCAGCUCACAAUUCCUCUGCCAUUGGUCGCAAUGGCGCGACAUCUGACAGGCUCCCCGCCAUCGAGCGCGUCCCGGCUCGAGAUCCCAUGCCCUCCGUCAAGGGUCUCAAGUGCACAUAUGAUCCGCCUCUCGAUCGAGUACACAAUAAGAGCGUUAGCAAGAACGCCAAACCGACAUAUAAAGAGUUUGGCUUAGAUGAUGACGCCCCCCCUACGGAUCCUCGCCUGACCAAGGGAGGAGGUCGCCUCGGCUACAUAAACACCGAUUACUACCUACCCAAGGCACGGUUGCGACCAGCACCCGAGAAUAUCAAACCCUACCCCUACGACCCCAAGACUUCGAUUGGCCCAGGUCCUCCGACCCAGAUUGUAGUGACAAGGUACAACCCGCUAGCUCCAUUCAACAAGGUGACAGCCAUUUUUGCCAGCUUUGGCGAGAUUGCCGAGAGUAGCAACAAGAUGCACCCUGAGACUGGAAGUUACCUCGGAUUUGCCACCAUCCGCUAUCGCGAUUCGAAGCGCCCUGACCGACCGCGUGUGUCAGCCAUUGACGCCGCUCGUCGAGCUGUGCGAUCCCGAGGCCUCAAGGUCGAUGCGGAUAUUGUCAGGGUAGAAUAUGACCCAGAGGGUCGCAAGAGCCGGCGAAUGCUGGAGGAGCAUCUUAGGAGGGGGAAGGACAAGCAAGAGAAGGAGAAACUUGCUCAGCUUGCUUCUCAGUCAAAGGUUCCUCCUACGGGUCCAAAAUCCGGCCCAGCGCCCGGGUUCGUUCGACCUCCACCCACCGCCCCCAAGGGUCCAGCAGCACACCGACAACCUGCGGGCGCCGUGUCGGGGCCUCAACAGCAACCGAUACUCCCCGUACAACCGAGAGGGAAUUCUUCCAUCGACGGCCCCUCUAUCGCACCGCUACUCACUGACGAGCCCUAUAUUUUCAUCACGAGUGACAGCGUCCCUGUCUUGCCGAGUAUCAUCCCUCAUAUGAAAAAGCGAUUGAAAAAUUAUGGGCUCGAAGAGAUACGCCUCGACAAGACUGGAUUCUACAUUGUGUUUCGCAACUCGGUCAAUGGCAAGUCAGAAGCGGAGCGAUGCUUCAGGGCGGUCAACCACACUGAAUUCUUCAACUAUGACAUGGCGAUGCAGUUGUGUAUGCCCCGAGAAAAUCACGAGUCCGAAACGCCUCGCCCGCCUCGCAAGGCCAGUCCAAGCCCCGAGCAUAGACCCAGGGCUGAUAUUCGGGGACGUGAUGAGAGAGAAAAGCGCCGCCGCGAGGAAGAAGGGGACCUCGAAGAGGAGAAGAAACAGAGGGCCAAGAACUUCGAUCCAGUAACGGAAGCAAAGCAGGUUAUUCGUCGAGCAAUGACCGAGCAUCUUAUUCGACACAUUCGCACCAAGGUAGCCGCACCCGCCCUUGCCGCGUUCCUGGAUCCCGCGAACCAUGUCGCCAAGAGGCGGAGGUUCAACAUCGAACACCCCGACGAUAUCGAAGAGAUUCCUAGCAUUGAGGAUGGCGAUGAUAGUUCGAGGGUCGGUACUCCCAACUCACGGGCUGACCCCAUUGAGCGGAGGACGGGCCGUCUGGAACCCAAGGCAUUGCCCAGAAUUCGCAAGACCAAGGUCAAGGGUCAGGCUCAGCGUAGCGCGUUUAUCGAUCCCUUUUCACGUCAGCGCCUUCCUGCCCGAAAUGCGUUCCGUUCGCUCCACCACCGUCUUAGAGGCCUCGACAGCGACGUGGAGUCGGAUGAUGACACUGACGCACGCGCGUUAUUAGCUCAUGAGACCGAAGAGCCGGAAUCCCGACCUCGAAGCCGAAUGAGCACCGAUGACGACAUUUCCAAGGACGACUUUGCCUCCUGGGGUCCCGGUGAGGAUGACUCCAUGACCGAGGCUAGUUUUGCGAUUACCGAUGCCCCUUUGGCAUCCAAGAAGCGCAAGCUGGAGGCUUCGUUCGAGACUAUCUUCAAGCGACAAAAGAAGUCUGAUGAAGAGCUGUUUGGGGUCAGGAUCGGCCAGCUCACCUCAGAUUUCACUCCCCGCGAGGAUUCAGUGGACAUUCUUCCUGAUACUGAGGUCGGUGAUGACCUCGAGAGUAGAAUAUCCCGCUCCGAGACCCCCAUGUCUGUAGGCGGCAAGGGAUCAAAGAAGAAGGGUACCAAGUCCAAGAAGAAGACCAAGAAGCAGAUAUUCGAAGAACGCGAGGCCCUGAAGCGUCAAGCGGAGGCAGAUUCGCAGCGCGAAGAAGAUGAAGUGGAAAAGGAAGCUAUAGAAACGCCGAAGGCUGAGGAGAAGGAGCUGCCAGUUGAAGAACUUGCCGUGGAAAAGCCCGUGGAGAAGCCUCUAGAGAACCCCGUGGAGAAACUCAAUGAGAGGCUUUUCUCGACAGAGCCCCUGAUUCCGGCCAUGGUAUUACCCGACGACAUGCCGCCGGAUUUGUCAAUGUUUCAGGGGUUGGCACUUGGCUCUAGUGAUGGACCUGACGUGGCAAAGCUUACCAGGCGAUUCCAGCUCGGUGAUAUCGGAAACCCAGAGCUCUGGCUAUGGAAGCGCAACCGCAUCAGGGAGCUCAACUCUGCGGAUGGCCUCGUCGACACCGCCGUAUCUAUCGGAGGCUACUACGUACCUAACCCUACUGGGUGCGCUCGUACCGAAGGAGUCAAGAAGAUCCUCAACUCGGAGAAGUCCAAGUACUUACCUCAUCACAUCAAGGUACAGAAAGCGAGGGAGGAGCACAAAGCCCGCUUUAAGACUUCGGGCAAGGACCCUGUCGCCACUGCUGCGGAGGCAGCCAAGAUUGCCGCAGAGAAGCUUAUCGCCAAGGGCAACUCGAGAGCGAACCGUGCCACAAACCGUCGAUACGUGGCCGAUUUGAACGACCAGAAGAAGACACUAGGCCAAGACUCGGAUGUGUUCAAGUUCAACCAGCUCAAGAAACGCAAGAAGCCUGUCAAGUUCGCUCGUUCGGCCAUUCAUAACUGGGGCUUGUAUGCCAUGGAGAACAUCGCCAAGGACGACAUGAUUAUCGAGUACGUCGGUGAGGAGGUCCGCCAGCAGAUUGCCGAGAUCCGCGAGAAACACUACCUAAAGAGCGGAAUCGGCAGCAGCUACCUGUUCCGUAUCGACGACAACACUGUUGUCGACGCUACCAAGAAGGGCGGAAUCGCACGCUUCAUCAACCACAGCUGCAUGCCAAACUGCACUGCCAAGAUCAUCAAGGUCGAGGGCAGCAAGCGCAUCGUCAUCUAUGCGCUGCGCGACAUUGCCAUGAACGAAGAGUUGACCUACGACUACAAGUUCGAGCGCGAGAUUGGCAGCUUGGAUCGCAUCCCUUGUCUUUGCGGCACAGCUGCUUGCAAGGGAUUCCUAAACUGA
Molecule: messenger RNA, 3855 nt
Organism: Ilyonectria robusta
Lineage: Eukaryota; Fungi; Ascomycota; Sordariomycetes; Hypocreales; Nectriaceae
Product: histone H3 methyltransferase complex protein
Exons: 3
Coding region: 1-3855 (1284 amino acids)
Cellular component (GO): Set1C/COMPASS complex
Molecular function (GO): histone H3K4 methyltransferase activity; protein binding
Source: RefSeq, a predicted model, not a curated record